AUGAAUGAAUUUUUUAGUAUGGACAAUUUUGCAAGUAGCUCAAUAGGACAUUAUCUGAAAAAUAUCUAUACUUUACCUAAAAAAUAUAAUGAUGAUAUCAGUAAUUUUAUGUUAUUUAACGACAAUGAGGGUGUUGGAUUAAGCGGAGAAAGUGAUAAUGAAAAUGAAUUAUCAUAA
This is a messenger RNA of Dictyostelium purpureum, 177 nucleotides long. RefSeq lists its product as uncharacterized. The transcript has a single exon. Bases 1 to 177 code for a protein of 58 amino acids. Lineage: Eukaryota; Evosea; Eumycetozoa; Dictyosteliales; Dictyosteliaceae. The record is from RefSeq and is a predicted model, not a curated record.